Ilyonectria robusta is the source of this 1061-nucleotide messenger RNA. RefSeq lists its product as uncharacterized. The transcript has a single exon. NCBI's taxonomy places the organism in Eukaryota, Fungi, Ascomycota, Sordariomycetes, Hypocreales, Nectriaceae. The record is from RefSeq and is a predicted model, not a curated record. Bases 116 to 652 code for a protein of 178 amino acids.
ACAGAGCUCUUAUCACCAAGCGGUGGAUCAUUGCGAGCAUGCUCAAGGUUCCGCUGGCUUCUGACCAGCCUUGAACAAGGUACGUGUGCUUCGUCGCGCUUUUCCUUGUCCUUUCAUGAUGAUCAUUUCUUUUUACAAUAUACGCUGGAAAUUACCGGCUGAGAUCUUUUUCGCUGAAGAUAUAAAAUGGCUAUUUCUGAUGGACUUCCUAUCCAAUUACUUAUGUUGCCCACUUGGACGAACCCUCGCUGACAACAUUAAAGGCUUAGACAAUGGCAAGGUAUGCUGCGCUCCUACGUCCCGACCCAAGCACCCGAAUUUUAUGAUGAAGCGGCACUGGGCUCCGAUAUCGCAUGAGCACGAAAAGCCAUUUUGCGGCAGGCCUAGAAAACCUCGCCCACUGACUCGACGCACUCACCGAACAAAUGAUGGACCGAGGAGAGCCACUGAGGCUGACCCUGCUUCCAGUGCCAGUGACUGUGCCAUGUCUUGCGGUCUGCUUCUACAGAUCAAAUUGUCAGGUUCCAUACGCGACAACGUAAGUAUUUGCAUUUUCUUGUACCAUCAUGCUUUCCUGAUGAAACCAGAUGACGAGUCUUAUCCGGGUUUCCGAUGCAGACACAAUAUAUCUAUUCCAUUCAUGCUUUCCUGAAAUUUGCAUUGACCCCACAAUUCGCGUUGAAAACUCUGCACGAACAUGGCUAAUUGGGUUUAAAGUAGUUUAAAUGUGAGUUGCUCGAGUGCAUUCGCCAUCUCAUCCAAGAGCAUCAUCUCCCUGAUGAUCCAAAAUGAAUACGACAAGCAUAUGUCUGAGCUCACGCUACGACGACAAUUCAUUUAUAGUCUGAUCGAGAUGCUCUUUUCACCUUUGAGAGGCAGCCCAUCAGUCAGCACGUCGCUGACUUUUCGAAAGGACUUCUCAGGCUGAUGAAAAUUCGGUUUGGCGUCCAUUGCCAUCAGGUUAGUGCACCCUUUCUCUUGUUCAUCUCACCCUUUUUACAUGAUGAAUUAUACAUAUCACGACGGUCAACUUAGCAAAAUGCAUUGAUGACAACGCCUGU